Messenger RNA from Plasmodium gonderi, 1800 nucleotides. RefSeq names its product eukaryotic translation initiation factor 3 subunit 6 interacting protein. The transcript has a single exon. The coding region runs from base 1 to 1800 and encodes 599 amino acids. Gene Ontology annotation, molecular function: translation initiation factor activity. Gene Ontology annotation, cellular component: eukaryotic translation initiation factor 3 complex; cytoplasm. Gene Ontology annotation, biological process: translational initiation. Lineage: Eukaryota; Apicomplexa; Aconoidasida; Haemosporida; Plasmodiidae. The record is from RefSeq and is a predicted model, not a curated record.
AUGGCCGAGCAUGGGAACACCGAAAACAACUUCACAGAAGAGACGCCCGUGAGCUUUGAGGAGGAAGUGGAAACAUUUCUGAUAAACCUGCACGAUUUUGUGUAUCAUAGAAAUGCUGAGGCUAUAAAGAAGUUAUUUGAUACUGAUUUUUAUGCAAUAUCAGAAAUAUAUUUUAAGAAUAUUCGAUGGCCAUCGAUAAAAUUGGUUGACAUAUUUUACAAGCAGAAGAAUCGAUUCCACAACUUGAUUCAUUCUCUGUAUGAGGAGCUAUAUUACCGUCAUGUGUUCAUAAUAAAUGAUGUGACAUUAGAAGAUCGUAAGAAUGCAUGGGAUAAUUACAAAUGUUUAUUAAAUUUCAUAUCUAGUAUCUGCUCCGAUUCAUCAGGUGAGACAAAUGAUAAUGUGUUAGUAAUGCCAAAUGUAUGGAUAUAUGAUUUUUUAUCAGAAUAUGUAUAUCAAUAUCAAUCCAUGUGCCACUUUAAAAUAAAGUUACUAAAAGAACCAGAAGAAAAUAUGGAAGGUAUUGACUUUUUAAUAAAAAAUUCAGAUGUAUUUGAAAGUAGCAUAGUGUUAGAAGUAUUACAUAGUUUAUUAUUAAAAGCAGAAUUUUCAACUUUACCAGAAGAGGAAAAAAAUAUUUUUGUUCAUAAUUAUUUCCACAUAAAUAAUGAAGAAUUAACAAGUAAAUAUCAAUUUGCAUACUUUGCAUGUUGUAUAUUAUUAAGAGUUUAUGUACUCAUGGGAGAUUAUUACACAGCUCUAAAAAUUAUUUCAUGUAUUGAAUUAAGUCAUAAGGCAUUAUAUUGGAAAGUAACCCUAUGUCAUAUAAAUAUUUUUUAUAAUGUAGCUUUUUGCUAUAUGAUGUUAAGGAGAUAUAAUGAUUGUAUUAAAAUUUUAUCUCAGAUUUUAAUUUAUUUAUCGAAACAGAAGGUCCAUAUUUCAAACCAGCAAAGAUAUCAACAGAGUUUAAUUAAUAAAUUAAUUGAUAAAAUGUAUCUCAUUGUUAUUAUUUGCCACACUUUAACCAAUACCAGACUUGAUGAAACAGUACUUCAAAAUAUAAAAGAAAAUUAUUCAGGAAAAUUUUAUGCUCUUUUACAGUCAACAAAUGAACAGGCUUAUGCUGAUCUUUUUUAUAAAGUUGCUCCAAAAUUUAUUGAUCCUUUAUCCAACAUUAGUUUUCAAUUACUAGCCAAUUUUGAAAAUGUGCAGAAUCAGACAUAUAAUUCAGAUCCCACAACAACGCAGUUAAAUAUUUUUUUAAAAGAUGUUUCUUACCAGAAAAAAGCAUUCCAUUUUAUUUCCUACGCAAAAUUGUAUCAUAAUAUACAACUUAAGAAAUUGAGUAGUCUCAUGAAUUAUGGAGAUCGACACCAGGUGAGAAAUGGACAUCUGGUUGCUGAUCAAGCCGAAGGAGACACAGCCAAACUGACAGAUGAACACGUAGAUGCAGCAAACGAAGAGAAGAACCCUCUGAAUGAGCAGCUUGUCUCUGCAGAUAUCAUGUGUGUGAAAGUUUCUGGAAGACAACUGGUGUGGAAAGAUGGUCCUUUGUACAAGGGAGAAGUUGUUACAUCUAUUUUCGGAUCAACCUUCGACUUUUACAUCGAUAUGGAUAUCCUAAACAUCAAGACACGGGCCCAGCAGAAAAUUUUUAUUGACUAUUUCGUGCACCAAAUAAAUAUGUGUAAGAACCUGAGCAACAAUUUGCAGGGAAUUGGUGGCCCACACGUCUACAAGCCCAAGUAUGACAACUUCAGGCGGAAGAACAAGAACAAGACGAGGGGAAAACAAUCCUAG